AUGGCGGACGAGGAGCCGGCUCGCGCGCCCGAUUCCAAGGACAGGCAACAGCAAUCCAAGGCGCUAGACAAGAUUACCGAUCAUGUGGAGGAGCGGCAGCUCGAUUCUACGCGUGUUCAACAGGUGAGUGGAAUUUUUUCUUCGAAAUCUAGCGAAAGUCUUAAUUUGCGACUGGAGAAAGAACUCGCAGCUGUGAAGAUAGAUCCAGCGCACAUUGACGUUAUCGCGAAUGAGCUCGAGGUAUUCUUUGCGAAGUUCUUCCAAAGAUCUCCUGCUCACUCUUGCAAAUUCUUCCAGAUUGAUAGGAAGAUCGCCGAGAGAACGCUGCGAGAGCACAAGGGAGACGCAGUAGCAGCACUUCGAUCAUUCCUCACUUGA
Molecule: messenger RNA, 378 nt
Organism: Selaginella moellendorffii
Lineage: Eukaryota; Viridiplantae; Streptophyta; Lycopodiopsida; Selaginellales; Selaginellaceae
Exons: 2
Coding region: 1-378 (125 amino acids)
Biological process (GO): negative regulation of apoptotic process; protein stabilization
Source: RefSeq, a predicted model, not a curated record